Molecule: messenger RNA, 1578 nt
Organism: Bipolaris victoriae FI3
Lineage: Eukaryota; Fungi; Ascomycota; Dothideomycetes; Pleosporales; Pleosporaceae
Exons: 3
Biological process (GO): DNA-templated transcription
Molecular function (GO): DNA binding; zinc ion binding
Source: RefSeq, a predicted model, not a curated record
AUGACAGUGGCUACCAUGGAGCAUAUGCAUGACGAGCACUUAUUGCCCGAAAGAUCUGCAAAGGAUGAGAGGCCCGCAAAACGACAGCGGACUUCAGCGCAACUGGCGCGUGAAGUCGGCUUGAUGCGAAACCCCACGGACAGAUUAACAGGCUUUGUCGGCAGUGCCAGUGGAAUAUUCUUCAUCAGAUCAGUCUACGGUGCUAUCAAUCAUUCUCGGCCAGUAAAUUCUGACGUGGUGCAAACACCCAUAAGUGAUAUAGUACCAGGCGAAGAUGACCAUCUACCGUUGGUAAAACCCAAUUCAUCUGAGCGAUUAUGGAAGGAAACUGAGAUCAUUCUCGAUACACCUACUCAAAUAUCGUUUCAGGAGAUGUUCGCUUUCUCGGCGAGCUAUUUUGCAAAUUGGCACCCGUUCCACCCAUUCCUGCACGCACCGACUGUCCUAGGGUAUUUUGACGAGUUCGCACGUAGAGGUAUUCCACGAGACAAUUCUCUCGGAGAUCUUCGCAUGGUGGUACUUCGAGCAAUCCAUUCCACCUCUCUCGCAGAUCACAGACAAUCAAAUGGAUAUGAUUGUAGGCAGUAUCCUGCCUGUCUCGUCUUCCUCACGUAUGAGUCUGCUCUAGACAGUCUCCAGGCCAUACUAUCACGCCCUACGACCAUACUCGCAUUGCAAGCAGCUUUGAGUGUACAAAUAUUCCUUGUGUCCAUGCUUCGUCUGAAUGCUGCUUCCCGUGUGGGUGGACUCAUCACACGUAUGGCUGUGCAACUAGGCCUUCAUCGUUGCCCAGCUCGCUUUUCGGCAUUUUCUCCAGAUGAAAGAGAGCUUCGACAACGCGUUUUCUGGUCAAUCUAUGCCAUGGACCGCUUUCUCAGCCAAUCUAUGGGCCUCCCGCUGAGUCUUCAUGAUUACGACAUUGAUGUAUGCUUUCCGCUCACGGAACAUCACGUAGAAGCCCAGUCGGAACACAAAAACCAGCUACACCUACUUCACCUUCUCGCUCAGCAAGCCAGAAUUCGCGGCGAGAUUAUAGAACUUCGCAACAAAUCGGUACACUUUGUUCAGAACGACCCAACUCGAGCGACCGCGAUCACUGCAAAACUCAGCCAAUGGUGGAAUGACGUAGAGGACUACAUCGACCCAGAUGGGCCCCAUAGAGCUUCUCAGUAUGCUACUAUGGUUCUAACGCUGCUUAAGCAUGAAUCAGUCAUUUCAUUCUACCGUCCUGCUUUAGCAGCAUCGCGUAAAGAUGUAGAAUAUGACGUGGCACUUCAAAAAUGCAUUGGAUCUGCCCGUAGUAUCAUUUCCACCCUCUACAAUGCUAUGAAGCCCGAAUCUGGUCGAGUCGAAGCAUCGUCACGAUCUCUGUCAUUACUAUGGCCUUCUUGCACCUGGGCGGUGUGGAUCAGCACAUUUAUCCUCUUCUAUGCGGCGAACGGGAAGCAUAUCGCUGAGGCUCUUGUUACACGGCUGUCGGAGAAAAGCUUGCAAAUACUUGAGCAUCUUUCUCGGCGUGGAAGCGCAUGGCCGGAGGCGAGCUCUGCCGCAAUACGCGACUUACGUGCUCGCAUGUCU